Monopterus albus (swamp eel) is the source of this 2914-nucleotide messenger RNA. RefSeq names its product kinesin family member 28 (gene kif28). The transcript has 24 exons. Lineage: Eukaryota; Metazoa; Chordata; Actinopteri; Synbranchiformes; Synbranchidae. The coding region runs from base 28 to 2766 and encodes 912 amino acids. Gene Ontology annotation, molecular function: microtubule binding; microtubule motor activity; ATP binding. The record is from RefSeq and is a predicted model, not a curated record. Gene Ontology annotation, biological process: microtubule-based movement.
CCUGUGCUGAUACCUGCCUGCAGUGCUAUGAAGGCCAAAGCCUCGGACAUGCACAGCAAGGACUGUGUCAGAGUGGCCGUCAGAGUCCGACCGUUCAACAAGAGAGAGAGGGACGCCGGAAGCCGCUGCAUCGUCUCCAUGGUGACGAGCUCUGUCACCAUCCAGGACCCACGUGACUCUGAGAACCGCCGCUCGUUCUGCUUCGACUACGCCUACUGGUCCCACAGCGGCUUCACGCGAGACCACAGUGGCCUGUAUGUGGCUGAAGAGCCGGGGGGACGCUACGCUGACCAGGACAGUGUGUUCCAGGACCUGGGAGAGGGAAUACUGGAGAACGCGCUGCAGGGAUACAAUGCCACCCUGCUGGCCUACGGGCAAACCGGCUCUGGGAAGAGUUACUCGAUGGUGGGCUACGGGCCAAACAAAGGCCUCGUUCCUAAACUCUCUGACCGGUUGUUUCGGGUUGUAAGAGAAAACCAGGAUACAAGACAGUGUCAGGUCUUUUUCAGUAUGAUGGAAAUCUAUAAUGAGCAGGUGGUUGACCUGCUGUCUCGGGGGUCUCGAAUUCCAGGGGGGCUUAGAGUGAGAGAGGAGCAGCAAAGAGGCUUCUACGUGGAGGGUCUCCGCACCGUACCCUGUGACAGUGCAUCACAGGUGGAGCAGCUGAUGGAGCAGGGGACCAGGACCCGAACCACUACAGCCACUCACAUGAACGCCAACAGCAGUCGCUCGCACAUGGUCAUUCUUCUCCAGCUCAAGCAAAUAUUUUCUAAAGAAAGCAUCACAAAGCAGUCCAACAUUAAUCUAGUGGACCUGGCUGGCAGCGAGCGUCAGCGAUCGUCUGGGUCUGAGGCCGACAGGCUCAAGGAGGGCACGGCCAUCAACCUGAGCCUCACCACGCUGGGCAAUGUCAUCAGCGCCCUUGCUGAUGUGGCAGUGGGGAAAAAGGUCAUCCAUAUUCCUUACAGAGACUCAGUUCUCACCAAGCUGCUGCAGUCUGCACUGGGAGGCAACAGUCGCACCGUUAUGAUUGCCACGCUGAGCCCUGCUGACAUCUGCUACGAGGAGUCUCUCUCAACCCUGCGCUAUGCUGAGAGGGCAAAACGGAUCCAGAACCGGCCUGUGGUGAAUGAGAGUCCUACUGAGCGUUUGGUUAAAGAGCUGAAGGCUGAGAAUGCCAGACUGCUGCAGCGACUGAACCGGCUGGGCCAGGAGGGACGCAGAGCUGCAAACGAGACCAAGGAGCUUCGCCAGCUGCUGACCCACAAUGAGCUCCAGAUCAGAGCCAUUCAGACUAUGUGGGAACAGCACCUGCAGGAGGCGCUGAAGGACUGGGAGCAGCAGUAUGCUAACAUCACACAGGAGAGGAGGAUGAUGCAGAUGCAUCCCUACAUCCUGAACAUCAACGAGGAUGCUCAGCUGUCUGGGGUGAUCAAGCUUUUCAUCCAGGAAGGUGAAUGGGAGGUCGGCCUGUGUGACUCCUCUCCAAGGUGCAUCUCUGUCAAGGGGCUAGGGAUCCAGGAGCGUCAUGCUGUGUUUAAGAAUGAACAACGCCAGGUAACACUGACCCCACUGGCAGGGUCAAAGGUCACUGUGAAUGGCAGUACUGUUUCCGAGACAACUGAGCUGCAGCACUUGGACCGCCUCAUUCUCGGCUCCAACUGCACCUACCUGUUCAUUGGUUUUCCCUCUGAGAGGGGCGUGGACGACUGGAGCCGCUACGACUAUGACUUCUUCCAGUCUGAACUGGCGGCUGCUGAGGGCAUCCACCUGGGUGAGUCCAGCGCUGGGUCCAGUCAGACAGACCCCAGUCUGCUGGCUGUUUUCUACGACUACAUCGAACUGAUGCCCAUGGUAGCUGAAGCCAACCAGAUGAGCCAGGAGCUUAACAAGGGGGUGGAAUUUAAGUUGGAGAUCAAGAAUCUGGCAUUGUCAGAUCCAAAAGGACACGACCUAGAGAAGGAGACUGUGGUCAGAGUCACCUCUGUGGGUAAAAAGCAGGUGUGGAUGUGGUCCAAGGCCAAGUUUGUGAACCGUAAAUUUCUGAUGGAAGAGGUCUACCAGCAGCAUCAGGCUGAGCAGAGUGGAGACAGUAGAGCACAGGGCCCGUGUACAUCUGCUUUACCCAGAGAUAAAGACCCAUUCUGGGAUCCAGUGGAGCCUCUGCUGCUGGGCACCGCUCACCUCUGGCUUCAGUCUUUGGCCUUCCGCAUCCCUCUGGAAGAGCAACUGGAGGUGUUGGGGUCAGAUGGCAGAGAGGAGGCCAUUCUGCAGGCACAGCUCGUUCCAUGCAGCUCCACUGGACUCCCACUGGCUGAAGAUGACAUCCUGAUCGACCCGUGUGAGUUACUGGGUCGACGACUGGACUUCCAGCUGAUCCUGGAACAGUUUUGUGGUCUGCACUGGAUCAGAGAGGCCCGCAAUAGAGGGGUGCAAAUUGGUUUCAGGUUAUUUGACUGCAGCCAGCCUCUCUACACUCCAGCUGUGUGGCACAACAUCAACCCCCUGUUGGAUUACAGAGUCCACUUCGCCUCGUUGCACACCUCCCGACGUCUGCUAGACUACCUGCAGAGCAGCGCUGUUGUGCUGGAGCUCUGGGGUCUUCAAGAGGGUUCUUCAGACUUGACCUCGUCUUUGGAGGGAAUGAGGAUGACUACAGAGGGAAUCUUCAUCAUCGACGAGACGGGUCCAACAAAUGCAGCAGUGAGUUUAAUGUCAAGUCACUUUGACCUGUUUCUAAAACUACGGAAGAGACGUGCAUUCUAACUUGUGUAUUUAAGUAACUGUAACAGGACAGACUUGAGUAACUAGUAUUUGGUUUUCAUAACUUUCCUAUAGGACAUAAUGGGUAAGUAACUUUAGUGCACAGGUACAGCGUCUUUUCUUAUUCAAAGAUCAAUUAAUAAGGCAAAAU